CUCUCUAUAUAAAUAUCCCAACCUCCAACACAUAACCCACUCUGCUCUCUCUCUUCAUCGCUUCAAAACCAUCUCUCUGCUUCGUCUUCAUCGGUCUCCCACCUCCUGCUCUCUUCACCAUGACCGAUAAAGCUGGAUCAUCCUCCGACCCUAAGGGGACUAAGAGAGAUUUCAGCACUGCGAUUCUCGAGCGGAAGAAGGCGGCGAAUCGCCUCGUCGUCGAUGAGGCCAUCAACGAUGACAACUCCGUCGUCGCGCUUCACCCAGAGACCAUGGAGAAGCUCCAGCUCUUCAGGGGCGACACUAUUCUCAUCAAGGGAAAGAAAAGAAAGGAUACUAUCUGCAUUGCCCUUGCUGACGAUACUUGUGACGAACCAAAGAUUAGGAUGAACAAGGUUGUGAGGAGCAACCUGAGGGUUAGGCUUGGGGAUGUUGUUUCUGUACACCAGUGUGCUGAUGUCAAGUACGGAAAGCGUGUGCACAUUCUCCCUAUUGAUGACACUAUUGAAGGUGUUACUGGAAGUUUGUUUGACGCUUACUUGAAACCUUAUUUCCUGGAGGCCUACCGCCCGGUGAGGAAGGGAGAUCUCUUCCUGGUGAGAGGAGGAAUGAGGAGUGUAGAGUUCAAGGUUAUUGAGACUGAUCCUUCUGAGUACUGUGUUGUUGCUCCAGACACUGAAAUCUUCUGCGAGGGGGAGCCUGUAAGACGGGAGGACGAGGAUAGAUUAGAUGAGAUUGGUUAUGAUGAUGUUGGUGGAGUUAGGAAGCAGAUGGCUCAGAUUCGUGAAUUAGUGGAGCUGCCAUUGAGGCAUCCUCAGCUUUUUAAGUCAAUUGGUGUGAAGCCCCCGAAGGGUAUUCUUUUGUAUGGGCCACCUGGAUCUGGUAAGACACUAAUUGCCAGAGCUGUCGCAAAUGAAACCGGGGCUUUCUUUUUCUGCAUCAAUGGGCCUGAAAUCAUGUCAAAAUUGGCUGGGGAGAGUGAAAGCAACCUCAGGAAAGCUUUUGAGGAAGCAGAAAAGAAUGCGCCUUCAAUAAUCUUUAUUGAUGAGAUUGAUUCGAUUGCUCCCAAGAGAGAGAAGACACAUGGAGAAGUUGAGAGGAGAAUUGUAUCCCAGCUCUUGACACUGAUGGAUGGACUUAAAUCUCGUGCCCAUGUAAUUGUUAUGGGGGCUACGAAUCGUCCAAACAGCAUUGACCCCGCUCUCAGAAGGUUUGGUAGAUUCGAUAGGGAGAUAGAUAUUGGUGUCCCAGAUGAAGUUGGGCGUCUCGAGGUUCUUCGUAUUCAUACAAAGAACAUGAAGCUUGCUGAAGAUGUUGAUCUGGAAAAGAUCGGCAAGGAGACACAUGGUUAUGUUGGUGCUGAUCUUGCUGCCCUAUGUACUGAGGCUGCCCUUCAGUGCAUCAGAGAGAAGAUGGAUGUCAUUGACUUGGAAGAUGAGGAGAUAGAUGCUGAGAUACUCAACUCAAUGGCAGUUACAAAUGAACACUUCUCCACUGCUCUCGGAACAAGUAACCCAUCUGCUCUCCGUGAAACGGUUGUUGAAGUGCCCAAUGUAUCUUGGGAUGCUAUUGGAGGUCUUGAGAAUGUUAAGAGAGAACUUCAAGAGACGGUUCAAUAUCCGGUUGAGCAUCCUGAGAAAUUUGAGAAAUUUGGGAUGUCACCGUCAAAGGGAGUUCUAUUCUAUGGCCCUCCUGGGUGUGGUAAAACUCUUCUUGCCAAGGCCAUUGCCAAUGAGUGCCAGGCUAACUUUAUCAGUAUCAAGGGACCUGAAUUGCUUACUAUGUGGUUUGGAGAGAGUGAGGCCAAUGUGCGGGAAAUCUUUGACAAGGCUCGCGGAUCUGCUCCAUGUGUCCUAUUUUUUGACGAACUUGAUUCCAUUGCUACUCAGAGAGGUAGCAGUUCAGGUGAUGCUGGAGGUGCUGCAGAUAGAGUUUUGAACCAACUCCUUACAGAGAUGGAUGGAAUGUCCGCAAAGAAGACUGUUUUCAUAAUUGGUGCCACUAACAGACCUGACAUUAUAGACCCUGCACUUCUACGUCCGGGCCGUCUGGAUCAAUUGAUAUAUAUCCCUCUCCCUGAUGAGGAAUCCCGUCUUCAAAUUUUCAAGGCAGCCUUGAGGAAGUCUCCAGUUUCUAAAGAUGUGGAUCUUAGUGCCCUUGCCAAGUAUACCCAAGGAUUCAGUGGUGCUGAUAUCACUGAAAUUUGCCAGCGUGCUGUCAAAUAUGCCAUCAGAGAGAAUAUUGAGAAGGAUAUUGAAAGGGAGAGGAGGAGAAGUGAGAAUCCUGAGGCUAUGGAGGAAGAUGUAGAGGAUGAAGUACCUGAAAUCAGGGCAGCUCACUUUGAGGAAUCAAUGAAGUUUGCUCGUCGCAGUGUUAGUGAUGCUGAUAUCCGCAAAUACCAAGCAUUUGCUCAGACAUUGCAGCAGUCGAGAGGAUUUGGAACCGAGUUUAGGUUCCCAGAAAGUGGUUCUGCUGCAGCUGCUACUGGAUCUGACCCUUUUGCAACUAGUGGUGCCGGGGCUGAUGAAGAUGACCUUUACAAUUAGAGUAGCUCCAUAAUGCACACUUUUAUCUUUUUUUAAUUUCAGACCUGCAGUUUGGAUUCCAUCAACACUUCAGGUGGAAGUGUCCAUUUAAUCGUUAUUGUGCUGGAAAAGGCCUGGGGUUCUUGUGGCCACUGGAUGAGCCGAGGAUAGUCUAAGUUGAACAAUGUUAUCUUUUGAUAAAUUUAUAAUGGAUGAUGUAAAGACUGAACCAUUUUAUUUCAGUUCAACAGUUCCAUGCUUUUA
Argentina anserina (silverweed cinquefoil) is the source of this 2789-nucleotide messenger RNA. Its product is annotated as cell division cycle protein 48 homolog. The transcript has 9 exons. The record is from RefSeq and is a predicted model, not a curated record. Gene Ontology annotation, molecular function: ATP hydrolysis activity; ATP binding; polyubiquitin modification-dependent protein binding. Gene Ontology annotation, biological process: mitotic spindle disassembly; autophagosome maturation; retrograde protein transport, ER to cytosol. Bases 120 to 2546 code for a protein of 808 amino acids. Gene Ontology annotation, cellular component: nucleus; cytosol; VCP-NPL4-UFD1 AAA ATPase complex. NCBI's taxonomy places the organism in Eukaryota, Viridiplantae, Streptophyta, Magnoliopsida, Rosales, Rosaceae.